UGGUUCACAAUGCAUGACGCAGCCGCGGGUCGCUAACAACGGGACAUGUCUGGUGAUGACGUCUCCGUGCUGGAAGUGGUAACGGUCGUCGGAAGGGCGGUGUGCGCAGGCGCGGCGCUGACAGCCGCACUCUACCUGAUCCGCAGAGUGUGUUUAAUAAUGGCCUGGAAAUCCGGAGGAGCGAGCCAUGCAGAGCUCGUCAACAACCUCCGCAAGAAUGGGAUCAUUAAAUCAGACCGCGUAUAUGAAGUUAUGUUGGCCACAGACCGCGCCCACUUCUCCAGAUGUAAUCCAUAUAUGGACUCGCCACAAUCUAUAGGUUAUCAAGCAACAAUCAGUGCACCACAUAUGCAUGCUUAUGCGCUAGAGCUCCUCCAUGACCACCUCUAUGAAGGAGCAAAGGCUCUGGAUGUGGGAUCGGGCUCCGGGAUCCUCUCCGUCUGCUUUUCCAGAAUGGUUGGGCCGACAGGGAAGGUGAUUGGCAUCGAUCAUAUAAAGGAGUUGGUGGAAGACUCUAUAGCUAAUGUCAAGAAAGAUGACCCUAGUUUGAUCACUUCAGGGAGAAUCAAACUCAUCGUUGGUGAUGGAAGAAUGGGUUUUACAGAAGAAGCCCCUUAUGACGCCAUUCAUGUCGGAGCCGCAGCUCCCACAGUGCCACAAGCACUGUUGGACCAGCUGAAGCCAGGCGGACGUCUGAUUCUGCCCGUCGGGCCGGCAGGAGGAAACCAGAUGCUGGAGCAGUAUGACAAGCUGGAGGACGGCAGCACCAAGAUGAAGCCACUGAUGGGCGUGAUUUACGUGCCUUUAACAGACAAAGACAAGCAGUGGUCAAGGUGGAAGUGACUUCUGUCCUCUGUCCCUCUCUCUUCUAGGGCGCAGGUGAAACGGGAUGAACUUUGAAAGGAUGGUCCGGCAAUACUCAUCACACUACAUGUACACACACACACACACACACACAUACACACACACACAAAUGGACUUCACCGAGGAGAGCUUGUAUAAAUGCUCUAUAUCCAUACCUGUGACGGUCAUGAAAGACGGAAGCGUGGAUUAUUUUAUUUAAAAAGGUGGAAUAGGGCUUUGUGCUGAAAAUUUCAUGCCUGCAGUUUGGGAAUUGUGUGAAUGCAGUUUCUUUCUCUUUUUGACGCGCAGGUGCAUUUUUUUCUUGUGAUAACUUCAGUAUUACAGUCAGUUGGAUUGUUCAUGCAUCUCAGCUUGUAAACAGAACACCGGAUCGGCCCUUGUGCUGAAUCCAGCCUGUUAUUAAAACAUAAUUCACCGCUA
This is a messenger RNA of Danio aesculapii, 1284 nucleotides long. RefSeq names its product protein-L-isoaspartate (D-aspartate) O-methyltransferase (gene pcmt1). Gene Ontology annotation, molecular function: protein-L-isoaspartate (D-aspartate) O-methyltransferase activity. The coding region runs from base 46 to 843 and encodes 265 amino acids. Gene Ontology annotation, biological process: protein modification process. Lineage: Eukaryota; Metazoa; Chordata; Actinopteri; Cypriniformes; Danionidae. The record is from RefSeq and is a predicted model, not a curated record. Gene Ontology annotation, cellular component: cytoplasm. The transcript is spliced from 8 exons.